AUGAGUCAAACGAACUUGAGAACUGAAGCCGAGUCCGUGGUGAAUGCAAAUAGCGUUUGUAAUAGUGAGAGUGAAGCAGACAAAUGCACGCUACAGUCAGAAGAUUUUGAAGAGAUCACAGGCAUAUCUUCACAAAGUCGUGUUUCAGGUAGCUAUUCUUUUGGAAAAGGAGAAUUAAGACGUCGCAAUACAACAACGCUUACAACAAGAAGAGCAAGUAUUAGUAUUGAUACUGGCACUCCUGCUGGCUUGUCCUCAGCUUCGAAGGAUCAGCAGAAUACACUGGCAGAAAAGAGCAGUUCAAGCACAACAGAGAGCGGUACGCAUGGUAAUAGUUCAGAGUACGAAUGCAAUAUAUGUUUUGACACGGCGUCUUCCCCAGUAUUGACAUUAUGUGGCCAUUUGUUCUGCUGGCCUUGCUUGCAUCAGUGGCUAGAACAACAGUCACAGAAUCCUUUGUGUCCAAUAUGUAAAGCUGGAUGCGGUAAAGAUAAGGUUAUUCCUAUAUAUGGGAGAGGUAAAGAAGCCAAAGACCCAAGGUUAAACUCGACUAUUCCCAAUCGUCCGGCUGGCCAGAGACCUGAACCACAAAGAGAUCCUAAUCAACCGGGAAUUCCAUUCUUCUCAGGGACAACAUUUCAUUCUGCAACAUUUGGUCCUCAUUUUUCAUUUUCUGCCACUUUCAGCAUAUUUCCUACAUUAUUGGGGGCUCAGUUUUCAUUUCCUUCACAACAUACCGUCAACGUAGUUGGAAAUGCACCUCCAUCUCCUCAACAGGCUUUCUUAUCUAGAAUGUUGUUAAUAAUAACCCGAUGGAAGGGAAAUAAAAUUAUUAGCUUACCUGAUUCGCAGCCAAACUAUUUCCAUACGCGACAUCUUCUUUCCUCGGACUCACCAGGUUCGCAUAGCGGCCGUGAAUCAAGGUAUUAUCUGUACCCCAAACGUGGUCCAUCAUUACGCGGGCAUGGUGGUCGUGCAUGGAACCAUCUAGAAGUGACGAUGAGGAUCGGAAGACGCAUCCCGUGUUCAUUAGGGACAUGA
Paraglomus occultum is the source of this 1041-nucleotide messenger RNA. The record is from the annotation of a GenBank genome assembly. NCBI's taxonomy places the organism in Eukaryota, Fungi, Glomeromycota, Glomeromycetes, Paraglomerales, Paraglomeraceae.